Molecule: messenger RNA, 1674 nt
Organism: Penicillium manginii
Lineage: Eukaryota; Fungi; Ascomycota; Eurotiomycetes; Eurotiales; Aspergillaceae
Exons: 2
Coding region: 1-1674 (557 amino acids)
Source: RefSeq, a predicted model, not a curated record
AUGGGAUCGGAACUCAAUGUCUCCGCCGAUUCAAAGGCGGAGCUCCUCAUUUCCCCAGUCACCAUUUGGUGGGCUGUCUGGACUGUUGUCUGGACAAUCCCCGUGGUGCUGGGCAUGUGGUAUCUCAUCCAUAAUCGUAACUCGCCUAUCCUCCGAAUCCGUGGCCUCGGGCUGUCACUCUCUGCAAUCGCAUUUUUACACGUUUAUUGGAUCCUUGUCCAGGUUGGUCUCAUGUACGGUGCUCUCGCACCCGGUGAUACUGAAUUCUGGAUCAUGGGUCUCUGGUUGCCAUGCGGCAUUUCUCUUUUCCACGCUUCCAACAGUCGAUUCCUCCACGUCGCCAAACUCCAGAAGAAAUACCCCAAGAGCCAGAAAGGCCUGAUGAACCGUUUCCUUAACCUCGCCUACAACACCCGGAUCCUCAUCCUCGUCGGCGCCGGUAUGCUUCUUCAGAUCUUUCUCACGGUUCUUAUGUGGGUUAUCUCCCGCAAGUAUCAUAGCUCCUGGGGUAUUCCCGGUACCCAAACUCACGGUACUGAGAUGCAACAGAAGUCUGAGAUGGGCAGGGGAUGGGAAUGGUGGCCCAGUGUGGCCCUGCAAUUCUUCUGGGCCUGGGUCGUCGCCCCGAUUAUCUUGUGGAAGUCCCGCAACAUCAAAGAUACUCAGGGCUGGAGAAUUCAAACUAUUGGUUGCUGUCUGUCUAAUCUACACGCCACUCCGAUGUGGCUUAUCGGUCUUUACGUCCCUGGCAUGGAGGUCAUCAACCAGUACUGGCUCCCUCCUCAGUGGAUCUGUCUUUCUAUUAUCUCUAUUGAAAUCUUCACUGUCUUCCUUCCCUGCUGGGAGGUCAUGCGCCACCAGUCUCUUCGCCAGGAAACCCUUGAUGCGAUCUCCAACUGGGAGAAAAAGGUCAAGGGUGAAACCUCCGAUGGAAAGUCCAUGAACUCCACCUCCACUAUGGUGGACUCCAUGCUCUCCGUCGGUUGGUCUUCUAAGGGCUCUGUCAAGAGUGACAACAGCUCUUCCCGCGACAGUAUCUUGACAAUGGGUGCCCUGGAAUAUGUUCUCGAUCGUAACCCGGACCCUCUUCAGAAGUUCUCUGCCCUCAACGACUUUUCCGGUGAGAACAUCGCUUUCCUCACCAGCGUCGCCGAGUGGAAGAACUCCCUGCCCCAGGCUAUCUUGGAUGGGCCUGGCGCUAAGGACGAAAAUCUCCGUGAUCUCCUCCGCGAGCAUUUCAACCGCGCCCUGCACAUCUACGCCGAGUUCAUCAGUGUCCACCACGCCGAGUUCCCCUUGAACAUCUCAUCCAACGAUCUCAAGCACCUCGAGUCUGUUUUCGAGAAGCCCACUUGCAUCCUCUAUGGUGAGGAGCGCGAGGUCGACCCCGUCAGCCCCUUCGACAAGUUUACCUUCGACAUCCCGUCGCCCAGCAAGUCUGAGUUUUCCGAGAAAGGCACUGGUAGCGGUAGCUCGAUUUCUUCGAUCAAGGACCGGGUUAUGUUCUGGGGUGAUAUUCCUACGGAUUUCUGCGCGACAAUCUUUGACGAGGCUGAGCAGAGCAUCAAGUACUUGGUGCUCACCAACACUUGGCCCAAGUUUGUCCGGAACCACCGCCGUCUCUCGGCCAGCUCAGAGGCUACUCUGAACGAGCAGUCCGGCAACAUGGUCUAG